This is a messenger RNA of Tripterygium wilfordii, 2237 nucleotides long. Its product is annotated as pentatricopeptide repeat-containing protein At1g43980, mitochondrial. The coding region runs from base 304 to 2202 and encodes 632 amino acids. Gene Ontology annotation, molecular function: protein binding; RNA binding. Gene Ontology annotation, biological process: RNA modification. The record is from RefSeq and is a predicted model, not a curated record. NCBI's taxonomy places the organism in Eukaryota, Viridiplantae, Streptophyta, Magnoliopsida, Celastrales, Celastraceae. The transcript has a single exon.
UUGGGUUUAUUUGUAAAACAGAAAGUGUUGGGACUCUGAAAAAAAAAAUUACUGGCCAGUUUAGUGUAUGGUCGGCGGGUAGGGGAGAAAGUUCGUCGUUGAUUUUAAACUUAACCUCAAAAGUUUCACGUCCGAACUUUACAAUCUCCAACUUGCUUCCAAACUCUCGGUAGUCGGUUACAUUGAGGUACAAGAAGAAGAAGAGGAAGAGGAAGAAGCAAAAUUGGUCGUCUUUCUUAGCGACGAGGUAUGACAGAGCUUUAUGCAAGUCAUAUCUCAUGGUAGUAAAGGAUUAGCAUAUGUAUGUACUUUCAUAAAACUUCACUUUACCAUUACACUCGCCUCAUAGAUCAUUGUUUGUCUGUAAACUCAUGGGAUUUUGCCAAACGUCUCCAUGCCCAGUUGAUAAAAGUCGGUUUUAGUGGCCAUACUUUUGUGGGUAAUCGAUGUCUUGAUAUGUAUUCUCACUUUGGCGCUAUUGGUGAUGCUUUAAAAGUUUUUGACGACAUAACCCAAAAGAACAUCUUUUCUUGGAACAUUUGCUUGAAAGGAUUGAUUAACUGUGGCCAGUAUCGUCUAGCACAAAACUUGUUUGAUGAAAUGCCGGAACGGGAUGUUGUAGGCUGGAACUCUAUGAUUUUGGGUUGCGCUUCUUAUGGGCAUUCUAGUUGCGCCCUGGAAUUGUUUUCAAAUAUGCAAAUUGUAGGUGUGAGGCCAAGUGAGUUUACCUACUCGAUUCUUUUGUCACUGGUGAAUAGUGAGUAUCAUGUCAAGCAAAUUCAUGGCAACAUGAUUAGAAGAGUUGUUGGUGUAUCUAAUGUAGUACUUGGUAAUUCGCUAAUUGACAUGUAUGGGAAGGUUGGUCUUGUUGAUUAUGCCUUGGUAGUGUUUUUGGCUAUGGAUGUGUUGGAUGUCGUCUCUUGGAAUUCAUUGAUAGUAGCCUGCUGUAAAUCAGGUGACGAAGAACUGGCUUUUCAUCAGUUUUGUUUGAUGAGAUACACUGAAUGUUUACCAGAUGAGUUUACCAUUUCAACCAUAAUCACAGCUUGUUCUAGUUUGCAAAAUUUGGGGAAGGGUAAGCAAGUUUUUGCUCUGUGUAUCAAGGUUGGAUUUCUUCAUAAUACUAUUGUUUCCAGUGCUACUAUUGACCUAUUUUCCAAAUGCAACAAAUUGGAAGAUUCUGUUCAGCUUUUUGAAGAACUUGAUCAAUGGGAUUCCGCAUUAUGCAAUUCUAUGAUAUCAAGCUUUGAGAGGCAUGGUCUGGAUGAGGAAGCUCUCAAUCUUUUUUUGCUCACCAUGAGGGAGAAUGUUAGGCCUACAGAGUUCACACUAAGCAGCAUUUUGAGCUGUGUUUCUUUCCUUCUAGCUGAACAGGGAGGUCAAGUCCAUUCUUUGGUGGUCAAAUUAGGCAUGGAGUCAGAUAUGAUUGUUGCAAGCUCACUUAUAGAAAUGUACAGCAAACUUGGGUUGAUUGGCUCUGCUAUGAACAUCUUUUCCAAAAUGGAAGCAAGAGAUUUAGUGUCCUGGAACACCAUUAUUAUAGGUUUGAGUCGAAAUGGUGGAGCUUUUGAGGCCCUUGACAUCUUUACAAAAUUACUUCGUGAUGGACCACCGCCUGAUAGGAUAACUUUCUUUGGGGGUUUAUUAGCUUGCAACUAUGGCAGUCUUCUCUAUGAAGGCAUGAUGAUCUUUUCAUCAAUGGAGGAAGACUAUGGAAUCAUACCAAGCAAUGAACAUUGUGCUUGCAUUGUGGACUUGUUAUGUCAAGCCGGUAAACUCAAAGAAGCACUUGAUACAGUGCAAAGAAUGCCUCAUGAACCUGGUUCCUUGAUUUGGGAUUUAAUACUACGAACUUGUGCAAACAACAGAGAUCUGAAACUCAUAGAAAGUGUAGCUGAAAGGUUGAUGCACUUGGAACCAUGGUCGUUACUACCUUAUUUGAUUUUGGCUCGGGCAUAUGAGAUAAGGGGCAGAUGGGAGGAUGUUGUGCGGGUCAGGAAGGUUAUGAAACUGAAAAAGGUUAACAACGUGACGGGGUGCAGUUGGGUUGUAAUAAGAAAUUGUGUAUACACUUUUAAAGGAGACCGGUUACAGCUUUAUGAUGGCAGUAGUAUUUAUUCAGUAUCGAGAUUACUGAUUUGGGAUAUUGAAGAUGAAGGCUAUAUCAGUUCAUCAGAUGAGAAAUUGGGAUUGCAAAAGUAGAAGUUAGUGUUAUGGAGUUCUUGAUGACAAUGGAG